AUAUAUAUACCUGUGCAGGAUGUGUACCUGCACCAUUCGCUUUAUUUGGACAGAAAUGGCCUCAACUGAUGGAAACGCUCAGACUUAUAAGAUGUCAUCUUUAGAUCCUGAAAUCAACCAACACUUUCAGGAUGCAAUAGAUGUUAUUCAGCAGCAUUCACACAAUGGAUACAACGAUACAGAUUACAAAUAUUUUGAGACGCUGGGCGGCCCGCCAUCUUCUCUCCAGUUUCAGAUGUCUUGCUGCUUCGUCACACACCAGUCGGACAUCCCAACUGCAGGGUACGACUGGAGUGAAUCUGCUCAGCAACCCUGGCCUCAGGGCAUCCCUGAUGUCUCGUUGAGCCACUCAGUUCAGAAUGAUCCUCCACAUUUCUACUCCAUCUUACCCCCUCAGAGGAACAAUAAAGGACGUAAGAAGUUGAGGCUGUAUGAGUACCUCCAUGAAGCCCUGAAUGACCCAACCAUGGGCGACUCCAUACAGUGGACAGACAGCGGCAGCGGUACCUUCCACUUCAUCUCCAAGAACAAGGAAAAGCUGGCUGAGUGCUGGGGCCAGCGCAAGGGAAACCGCAAGACGAUGACGUACCAGAAGAUGGCAAGAGCCCUGAGGAACUACAGCCGCACUGGCGAGAUCGUCAAAGUGCGCCGCAAGCUAACCUACCAGUUCAACCCGGACAUCCUGCACAGGCUCGGCUCUGCGCAGGUACCCAUGCAACUGCAGCGCCAACCCACGCAGGAUGAAGUCCACAGUCGGCAGGAAAGCCUCCCCGAGCAGAGCUACUCUGGGUCUGCAGCCACGGACUGGCACGGCUGGUACGGACACUACCAGCUUCAGGAAGACUACGACCUGGCCUCCAGCUUCACCUCACACAGCUCUGCCAAACUGUGAAAUAAAAGGCAGGACAUCCUGUUGCUUUCAUGUAUAAAAGGAUUCAUAAAGACUCUUGUCUGCAUGCUGCAACUUAAUAUACUGUUAAUGAUGAGCUAAAAUGACCUCUAAAAAAAAUGUGGUCCAAUCCUUUUAGCAGUUUGUGUAAAUAAUCUGUAAAUAUGGUCAGAAAAUAUGUUUAGAUUCAAAGAAAAUCUGUCUUUGCUCAAUGGUUAAUGUUCUCUAGUUGAUGUGUGUAUAUAUUUUUGUAAUUUGUGAGUUUUCUCUGUUGGUAUCAGUCCAAUGUUUUAACUACAGAAGCAAUUUUAGGUUUAUAUGAAGAUAUUUAACGUUUACAUAAGGUUUUUAUUUCUCUGAAAACUAUUUUGAUAAAUCAAAAACAUAUUAAACUUAAUAUUAUAGGAAGUUUUGUUGAUCUUUUGUUCAUGUUACACUGAUUUUAAAGUGGAACACAUUGUUUUUGUAUGUUAUUAAACACUAAAGCAUUCAUUGUAUUGUAAAUUAGUUGACCUUUUUGAAUGUCCGAUGGCAUUUAGCAAAAUCACUUCAUAGAUUAUCAGAUAAUCUGCAGCAGAUCAAAUCUGCUGCAGGGCAUGAAAAUUUUAUUUCUAUUAAAAAUAAACUAAGCUGUACACAUUUAUUUCAUAUGUAAUGUUUUAAAAGUUUGCAGUUUUUAAACUUUUUUAAAAUUUUGAUAAAACGUUUUUUAAAAUAUUACUAAAUUAACCUUAGAUAUAUAAACAUGGAGCAAAAUGUAUAAGAAAAACAUGUAAAGCCCAACUUUAAAAGCCAUUUAUGUGAAAUAUGACAGUUUUUAUUUUUAUUUUUUUGCAUUGUGUAAGACAUC
Cyprinodon variegatus (sheepshead minnow) is the source of this 1739-nucleotide messenger RNA. RefSeq names its product transcription factor Spi-C-like (gene spic). Gene Ontology annotation, cellular component: nucleus. The coding region runs from base 20 to 892 and encodes 290 amino acids. Gene Ontology annotation, biological process: regulation of transcription by RNA polymerase II; cell differentiation. Gene Ontology annotation, molecular function: sequence-specific DNA binding; DNA-binding transcription factor activity, RNA polymerase II-specific. NCBI's taxonomy places the organism in Eukaryota, Metazoa, Chordata, Actinopteri, Cyprinodontiformes, Cyprinodontidae. The record is from RefSeq and is a predicted model, not a curated record. The transcript is spliced from 5 exons.